Messenger RNA from Anisakis simplex (herring worm), 393 nucleotides. The record is from the annotation of a GenBank genome assembly. Lineage: Eukaryota; Metazoa; Nematoda; Chromadorea; Rhabditida; Anisakidae.
AUGUCGCACCGUGCUAUGCUCCACUUAGAAGCUCUGGAUGUGUAUGAUAGUGAAGUUGGUGGUGAUAACAUAGAUAGAAGCAGUGUAUGGCGCUGCGUCCCAGUUGAAUUCAGUCAACGAUGGGUAAUAUGUCGUCGUCUGGUUCAUUUAGUCACUAUGGACAGGCACAGCUUGGGUGAUGAUGCUGCUGCUGCUGCUGCCGUUGGCUGGUUGUGGAAAGGAUGCGUAGCUGAUCGCAGUACACUAGUCAUCGCAUCGCAUCAACGCAUUGCAUCUCGUCUCUUGUUCAGUGCCGUAUGGCCUGACAUGGCCCAGGCAUGUCUUGUCUCUUUUCGAGACAGUGAUGUAUGUGUUCACUCAACUCGUCGCCCAUACUUCAUUCAGUUGGUUUGA